CCCAGAUUUGCCGAACAUUUCCACUUCCAAUUUGUUUCAUUUCGCGUCGCCUUGCAAGACGAACUGUGUAAUUUUAAAAACGUGAUCUCAUUCAUAAAGAUAAAAUAAAAGCUUCUAAACUAAUCUUUCUGAGAUUAAUUAAGUGCUAUCUUCAUAUUCAAACACAAGAUUCAGUGCUAUAAAUAGGAUGGCGUCGUUCAUCCCUUACUUUGUUGCCCUUGCAUUGGCGGUUAACGCAGCCGCAGCAUUGGAAUGCUACAAUUGCAACAGCAAAGAAAGCGCAGCUUGCAAAUGGGGCUUUACCUCUUUCACCUACAACACUGAAAAAUGCGGAAGCGCCGGAUUUUUGGACAGCAUUGUUGGAGCUAAAUGCUUCAAAAUCACUGCUAAAAACAAGAAAGGCGAAGACUACAUCGCAAGAGGCUGCAUGAACCCACCGGCUGUAGGCUGUCAAGUUUUGGCUAAAACUGUCGGCUGGAUUUCCGACCAAUCCAGCAACGAUCCAGAUGCUCUAAGUGAACUGGAUUGUCAAACUUGUGACAGUGACAAGUGCAAUUCGGCAUCGAAAAUUUCCGGAUUUACCCUGUUGGGAGUUUUGCUUGCAGUUUUUGCUUUCCUGUUUUAAAUUUUUCUCAUAAUAAUUAUUAUCGGUGUCUAUUUGUGUAAAAAUUUGCAUAAACAUCUAUGCCUAAAUAUUAUAGGCUGUAAAAAUGUAUCUCAUUUUAUUUGUUUUGUUUUAGCCGAUUGGUGUGCUUGAAAAUUUCAAUGCUUACCUACUGUCUUUUAUGUUAGUGUAUUAGUGAUACUAUUUGGUAGUUUGUAGAUUUAAAUAUUAUACCAAAAUAUUCAAACAGUUUUUUGAAUUUACAGCUUUUAUAAAACAUUUAUCUGUUAAAUAUUCCAUAGUUUAAAUCAGACCAAACUAAAAAAAACACUAUUUUUGUAUAAUAAAUAUUUUCAUGUGUAGUUUUCAACCUUGUUUCAAGCUGGAAUAUGUAAUUUAUGAGAAUUGUUGUUUUAAUUUAUUAUGCAGGUCAAGAAUGUUGCUUCUGUAAAAGGAAGUAACAUAAGGUCAAAAUCAGCUCAUGUACCUAUUAAUUACCAACUUGUAUUAAUUUAUUGUUAAUACUUUUUGUUAUUAUUUUCUUUUAAUAAAAAAACUUAUUUCCUAAUAAACAUUGAUGUGUUUUUUUUUAAACAAAAUAAAUAAAUGAAAUUAUUAAUACUAAUAUUACAAAGUUAAUUCUUAAAUUAGUCACAUUAUUACAAAGAUCCUUGUUACAUAUUUCGCAUUUUUCUUGAUUAGUACCACGGCAUUCGUGCUGUUCAGCACCUUCAGAAUAACUGGUACAACCUCUGAUGAUUUGUUCUCCA
Molecule: messenger RNA, 1374 nt
Organism: Ceutorhynchus assimilis (cabbage seed weevil)
Lineage: Eukaryota; Metazoa; Arthropoda; Insecta; Coleoptera; Curculionidae
Source: the annotation of a GenBank genome assembly